UGCACUAGGUAGUGUGUGAUGUAAUUUCGCUGCAGAUAUAAAUAUCGUCGGCCAGGGAAAAGUGGCAUGGCUGAGCUGGGCUAGCACAUUCACGGUCAACAUUUAUUUGUUUAAUUUUUUCCAACUUUUGUGUGAAAGCAAAACAGCUUGAAGUGUAGUCUCUAGAGAGGAAACCCACAGAGCGCGACUUCAUGCCGCUCACUUGGGUUGACCUUAGCUCUGUCCGUGAGUAAGCUUUUUUGGCAUUUGUGCGUCUUUUUUGGCUGCCAACACAAAGAAAGACGACAUUUUUAGAGUCUUCAACUUCUUCAGACACUCACCUGUGUCCAUGCUGGUCAGAAGGAUGAGUGUUCAAUCGGCCCUCUUACCAAUACUGGUCUUGGGACUUGUGACAAGCUCAGUGCGCUGCGCUCCGCUGCCCGGCAGACAGAGCGGCCCCGUGGAGCGACGCUGGGAGACACUCUACUCUCGCUCUUUAGCUCGAAUCCCCGGGGAAAAGAGAGAUAUCAGCCGGGACAGCGAUUAUCUUACGGGCAUUAAAAGACUGCGACGUCUCUACUGCAAUGUUGGCAUUGGGUUUCAUCUCCAAGUAUUACCGGACGGUCGUAUAACCGGCGUGCACAACGAAAACCGCUACAGUCUUCUCGAGAUAUCUCCGGUGGAGAGGGGAGUUGUGACACUGUUUGGCGUCCGGAGCGGUCUAUUCGUGGCCAUGAACAGCAAGGGGAAGCUUUACGGAUCUGUGCAGUACACAAGUGAGUGCAAAUUCAGAGAAAAGCUCCUCGCAAACAACUACAAUGCGUACGAAUCGGUGGCGCAUCCUGGGAUGUACAUUGGACUGAGCAAGACUGGCAAAACAAAAAAAGGAAAUCGAGUAUCAACAGCCAUGACGGUGACACAUUUCUUGCCUAGAAUCUGAGCUCAUUUGAAGGGGGCGCAAAUGUCGGAAUGCGGGGAAACUCCGGACGAUGCACUUUCUACAGAAGUUACCUACAUAUGAGGUUGAGUGUAUCGUGUCAUGUGUAUAAAUAUUAGACUAUUUAUAACUGUUGAUUUUAUAUUGCAUCAUCACGUGGAAGAGAAAACAAUUAAUUUAUUUGUUAAUUUAUCCUCGUUGCUGCUACUAUACGUGUUCAUCUACAAGUGAAAUUCCUUCAAUGUACACACUAUGUUUUUGCACUGUUUUUUGUUGUUGUUCUAAAAUGACCGUUUUGGAGAGGUGGUAUUUGUCCUUCGUUGGAAAGCAUAUCUGAAAGUCUUAGGUCAAGCUUCCGACUCGUUAAGGUGUAUCAACCCCCAUAGUAUUAACACUGGAGCAAUUGUCCAGUGUCUGAGCUCCUUUGUGCGGAGCUUGGACCUAACUGAAGCAGUGUCGGCUUACUCUAGCUUACUGAAGUUCUACCCCUUCAAAUCUGUUUUUAGCUCUGCCGGGGGGUUGAACUUUCAACUUAUCCGCAGUCAAUCUUUGUCACAUCUCUAAGGCUCCGGGUAGAGAGAGGUAACGUCUUUAACAUACAUUGGAAGAAUUUAAAAAUUCAAAGGCAUCGGUGUGCAUUGCAAUGCAGAUACUGUACCCUGAUCCCCUUUUAAAAAUACAUGCUUUUCAAUGCCAAGUUCAAUUCAGUCUUCUAUGUGGCAUAGGGCCGGAACCGGAACUAGGUGUCUGGGGGGAGGGGGUACCAAAAGAUCAGUAUUCUUCUAAGAGGGUAAACAUGUAAACAAAAAUGUUGUGGUGUGUUAGUAACCUUAGAGUUUAUUGUAAAAACAAUGUCACAACUUUCAAAGUAAGUUAAGAGGAGGCAUAUGGAGGCUUAUUCAGUCUUUUACUACCUCAUGCAGUUUCCAACUGAUUGAAAAUCAGCUGAAUGUUUAGUUCUAAGUCUUCUGAGGGCGGCUACUACCACUCUGUGAAGUUCAGGCGACCAUAGCGUCCUAGUUGCGCCUUGUCACGUUUGAGCUAUCUUUACCCUGUGAUUUACUUUUAGAAAGUAUAAUCAUGUUGGAAAUAUUUGCAAACAGCUGUUAGACUAUACUAUAUGCUCAACCAGUAACCCUAUAUUUUUUCUUUAUAGAUUUUGUAAAUAUAAUACGGUGCAAAACUGGGAAGCUGCUUUUAAACAUGGCAUUGCAUGCUGGCAAAGUAAAUAUUUCGAUAUACAUUCAUGCAGGGAAAAAUAAGCUUUCCACCUUAAACAUUUGAAACAUAUAUUUGCGAGAUGUUAUUUUAAGUAAAGCAUUCCUUAUUGUCAUCACUGUGGCUAUAGAGGCCUACAGGUAAUUGAGAGAAUAUGAAAAUGUACCUUUGUUAAGUCUUUCCGUAUUAGUUGCAAUGAGUGUCAAACUGGACUAAAAAUGGAUGGAGAGUGGAGAAAACUUCUUUAGAACAUCUUAAGAUGGGUCAAUUUUAAAAGAUAAAUUUGUCAUCAAUUGCAUAAACCCAUUCUUCAAAAUUGUAUUUUUUAUUUUAUUGAAUGCAAUCUCAAAACCUUGUUUGAGUUGUUACAUGUCCAGAUUUGCCAUUUGUUAAUUGGUGUGCCCUGCGUGGAUGCGCUGAUCAAUUAGUUUCAGGUGAUGACUCUGAGCUACCUAAACUAAAGCUGAAGAAGGGUUUCUCUGUAUUUCUCCCUUUUUCACAGCCGUGUCAAACCUCUUUCCAAUUGGACAUGUUUUGCAUCAGUGUGGAUGUUGUUUACAAUAGUCCGGAUGGGCACUGAAGGCAAAUAGUUCCUUUGACCCUCAUCACAAUGUAGAGACAAAUCACUGGACUUGAUUUGUUUAACAAAAAAAAAAAAAAAAGAAGCUAUAUCAACAGGCAUGACCUAGUAGCCUGAGGGUAACGAGAUUAGAGAAAACAGAAAUUCAUCAUCCGUCGCUAAUAAACUGCCACUUCAAAACAACAAUGUUCCAAAACAGUGAAAAAAUUGACAUUUUUGGAGCUGGGAUGAAUGCAGUGUAUUGAAAUAAACUAUAAACCAUUUCUCUGUCAAAUUCCCAUAAGUCUUAUCAUCCAUUAACUGCCAGUUGUAUUUGCAUCCAUUGCAGGGCUCUAUAGCAGUUGGGCUGAUGUUUGAGUUCUGUAGUAGUGUGCUCUGAAUCCUGUUGACAUUUACCAAAUAUUGUCUGUAGUUUUAUACAGGUCCUGUUAAAUAUUGUGAUGUAUGUGCUGUGCACAUGAUGA
Molecule: messenger RNA, 3178 nt
Organism: Myxocyprinus asiaticus (Chinese sucker)
Lineage: Eukaryota; Metazoa; Chordata; Actinopteri; Cypriniformes; Catostomidae
Gene: fgf4
Product: fibroblast growth factor 4
Exons: 3
Coding region: 329-919 (196 amino acids)
Biological process (GO): positive regulation of protein phosphorylation; cell differentiation; positive regulation of gene expression
Cellular component (GO): cytoplasm
Molecular function (GO): fibroblast growth factor receptor binding; growth factor activity
Source: RefSeq, a predicted model, not a curated record